This is a messenger RNA of Camellia sinensis, 907 nucleotides long. Lineage: Eukaryota; Viridiplantae; Streptophyta; Magnoliopsida; Ericales; Theaceae. The record is from RefSeq and is a predicted model, not a curated record.
AGCAAAAGAAGAAAAUUUUCCGUUUGUUUCCCGCGAAAAUAUAUUUACAAUAAUUUUCUCUCCCGCGAAAGUAGUGGCAGAAAAAUGACUGUUGUAGAAGAACCAAUCCUCUCCAGACUCGACCGUCUUGACAAAAUCUUGAAGCAUUUGGAAGAAGGAAGAAGCAGCAGCAACAACAGAUCACCAAGGAGCUCAUAUACAUCAUCCACUGGGACUCUAACAAGUGACCGCCAUGGAUCUUCCAUCGAUGAAUUCUCUCCUCAAAGCUUAGAGAAGCACUGCCGUCCGAUCGACGACGUCAUCCUCGAAACCGAGCUCAAGGGUACCCUCCUUGAGAGGCUAGUCCAUGUAGAGCUCCGAGUCUUGAAGUUGUGUUGGCUGUUAGAAGGAGAGAUAAUAGAGGGUGAGAAGAAGACAGAAGAGAUGGCAUCAAUAACAGAGCAGAAAGUAAAGAAGAAGAAGAACAAGGGUGGUUUGAAGCAAUUGGUUAAAUCAUGUGUCAAAGGAAAAUCAUCAUCAGGGAAGGAACAUAGUAAAACCAAGAGUCAUGUUUAUUAAAAUCUUUAAGGCCAUGCUGUCAAUAUAUAUAUAUAUAUAUACACAAGGGUAAGAUGUAUAACUUCCGUAAACCAUAUGAUCUAUGUUUAGGGUUUUUGGGUGCUUUCUAUCUGGUGUUUUGUCUACCAAUCAAUGUUUAAUUACCAAAUAUGUUUUAUGUUAUCGAAGUUUAUGGUUGAUUUGGUUUGAUGUUUUUUGGCUUUUGAUUAGGGAUUGGAUCUUUAAUCUUGGGAACCAAUUUCAUUAUAUGGCAACGGUCUCCGCCAGAAUUGUUAACAAUUUCGCUAGUCCCAAGCCCAAGUUAAGGAGGAAAGUCGUGUGUUAGGUAACCGACAGUAAACACGUAAAA